AUGAAUGCGAAGUGGGCAGAUGAACGACGUAAACGAUUAGAGGAAGCGGACAAAAAGAUGCUGCAGAUGUACGAGGUGAUGAAGGCGAUGAUUUCUGAAUCGAACGUUGCCAUUCAGAAAGAAUUCGACCAACGACAUCAGGUUGAGCAAACAUUCAGCGAUAAUCAACUGGCCUAUAUAAAGUCCGGUAAAGAUGAACUGACAAGGUUGCACGAUGCGGUCGGAGGGGCUUCGAUAGAAUACAGCGAAAUUGAAAACCNCUUCAAAUCGACAGAGCAGUCUCUAAGGGCGGACAUCGUCAACAAAAAAGAGCACUUGAUCGCACAGCAUGAUUCGAUGAAGUCACAUGUCGAACAGUGCAGCACUCUGAUUAUCGACUCAACAAAUUCACAGUCUGAAGCAAUGAACAGGCGAGUUAACGAUCUGGUCGACAUACUCAAGGAUGUUAACACCACAGUUAUGGACACGGCAAACUCGAUGGUGCUUCGAUUCACUUUCUUCUAUCAUAAUUUCUUAUGCUUCUUAAGAGCUUCUUAUAGAUUUUUUCAUUGCUAUUAUUUUGACCUGAACCAGUCUCCAAAGCUUCAAUGGUGA
This is a messenger RNA of Anisakis simplex (herring worm), 594 nucleotides long. NCBI's taxonomy places the organism in Eukaryota, Metazoa, Nematoda, Chromadorea, Rhabditida, Anisakidae. The record is from the annotation of a GenBank genome assembly.